AUGCAGCAUCAUAUGUGCAGAGAUGAAGAUAAAAUUUCAAAAGCAUGCUAUUGGCCGAAUGAGGUAUACGAGCCUUGUUUCGGGGGAUGUGCAGAGGUAUCAUGCGACAAUCCACGGAACCACCUUCGUCCCUGUUACCCGUACUGCGAGCCGGGAUGUAUCUGUGAAGACCCUUACGUACGGGAUGAUCGCACUCACCAGUGCGUGUUACCUCAGGAUUGCUCACCCACACAAAUGGGAAUACCGGUACCAGUAAAAAGGGCAGAUAAGGGUCCUCUGCCGCUGGGUAAAUAUCCAGGUAGAGUAUCCAGAGCACACAAGCGUGACGACUCGCCCCUAGACUUCCCUGAGAAUGAUAUGCUUCAAGGAAAUAACAACGUAAACCCAAUAGCUGCCGUCAACCAGAAGGAAGACUUCAAACGUGGCUCUGAAGUAUCGAGAAUGGGCAACUAUUUCAAUAUUGUUAUAGCUCCACCUCCCAUCAAAGCUCUUCAACCAAGGAAACUUAUAGGAGGAGAUGCCUAUAGAACAGCUGCUAAAAGAAUUACAUAG
Molecule: messenger RNA, 552 nt
Organism: Arctia plantaginis
Lineage: Eukaryota; Metazoa; Arthropoda; Insecta; Lepidoptera; Erebidae
Source: the annotation of a GenBank genome assembly